GUACCAUUUGUCUGACCUUGAACGCAGUAACCUUUUGAAGCCGAUAAAGCCUACAAGAUCAACCUUGGGAAAAGUGUAUGUGUAAGAAUUCUAAGAAGGCUUCGCUUUUUGAUGAGGGACAUAGGCAUGUGUCAAUCUAGACCGGAAUGAGGGGCUUCAACUCCAAACCUUCUAUUCGAAGUCGCUAUCCUCCGAUGUCAAUUAAGCUGCCGCAGGGUAAACUCUUCAAAUCGAUUGUACUGGUCGUUCCUUAAAGAUCGUCGUAUUAGUUUCACAGUUACAAAGAUGCCCCAAAUGAAGAGUGCAAGUUCGCUGUCAGAUAUCUGCCUAGUAUUUAUUUCACAAAAUGUAAAAAUGUUUUGUAAUGAGUUGGAAAUCGGUAAACAAGCGGAUGUCGCGGAUGUCACUGAUGUAGAAGAUAGCACAACAAAUCCCUUUCACCAAUUACCCUCAAUUUUGUUGGAGGCACUUAUAAAUAUAAUCACCGAGAAAACCCAAGCGGGAGAUAAGCAAACCGAACGGUUUCUUCAUCAAUUGAUAACCCCACACCUCUCUACUAUAAGUUUAGACUCAACGAUGGUUGACAAAAUUGAUGUCUUUUACAUUCUUCGACUCGCCACAAUCAGAUGCAAGCAUCUGAAAACGCUGCGGCUGUAUGACUUUAGUUAUCGUUACCGAGAUUGUUUAAAUUUCAUCCCGAAAUUUUCCAAACUUCAAUUACUAUACAUUUCCAGCACUAGGAAGAUAAGCGAUUCGUUGUCAGGAGAUUAUUUCUUUCAUCUUCUUGGAGCACAUUGCAAAGAUACAAGGUAAAAACUAAAAAUAAAUAGUGUAACCAACUUUUCAUUUUGACUAGCUUUUACAGUAGGUUAUACAAAUGCUUUUUAUAUUUUGUGAUUUGUUUAAAGGGAGCUUUAUGCUAGAAACAACCAGGUGUCAGAUGAUAGAAUUCAUGGUCUAUGUGUGAUUGGAAACUGCAUAUUAAUUCGUAUAAUUGAUUUAAUUGGUAACACCAUAACAAAUCAAGGAAUUAGAUCGGCCCUUGACAAUCUACCUUCGCUUAAGUUCCUGUAUCAUGAAUCUAUUCUUGAAGGUUUGGCUUGUAUAGCACAAACUGCGUCGGAUCAAAGGCUGCCUAAUAACAUCCCCAAAUACUCAUUGUCAUUACUAUUUUUUAAAAGAAACACAGUUUCUAAAAGUGGCAUUCUUGGCCAAUCGUUGCUCUUAUGUCCUUAUAUUACGGAAUUAUAUCUUAUAUUGGGUUUCGAAGGAAUUAAGAACGCGGAUCUAUUAAGCAUACAUUCUCUUAGAGCAGUCUGCGUCCUAGAUAUUCGUCACAAUAUUAUGCUGUCAGGUUAUGAAUAUCCAGUACAGUUUGAUGAUGGCGUCACGUUUGACGGAGGCUAAAAUUCUUUGGGAAAUCACUUAAGAAACUAAAAGUAGGGGUUUUUUUCCCUGGCAUAUGUAUUUCAGCAGUUAUUGAAUUUUGUCCCAAUCUCUAUUCUUUGAGUCUUUGGAAAAGCUCUUUUAUGGCCUCCUCUGAAAACGUAGAACGCAAACAAGUGAAGAGAGAAUUCCCUGUUUUAAAAAAUCUUGAAAGAUUACAUUUAGAUGGCGGUAAUCACUUACAUUGUUCUUUCGCUUCUUCUGAAAAUUUAUUGACGCUACUGUCCUCCCCGUCACUAUCUGUUGUUUAUUUACAAUUCGUUGACAUGCUAACUGAUGGAAUCCUGCAAACGGCCAAUAACGUACACUCUUUUCGUAACCUUAAAUGUUUAUAUAUUAAACACUGUAACUCCGUCACUAGAACAGGAAUCGACGUCUUCAUGCAAGAGAAUAAUCCUCUUCAGGAAAUCGUUUAUCGGUAUUGCGGCAACAUUACGCGUGAUGAUGUGACCGAAUGGAAUGCGAUGGUGACAAAAAAUAAAUGGCAGUUACGAAUUAACGCGGGAUCUAAAUAAAAACUGAAUCUUACGAUUCUUGUCUUAACUAAUAGUCUCUUUCGUUAAUCCUUUAUUUCAUAUUAUGGGUCUCGUUUCGAAAAAUAAACAACUGGAAAUCAAGGGGUUGGGCAGCGCAGCAUUGUUAACAUUUUGGGAAAGUUCCCCAGCUCAAAUGGCAGAAAGAGGGAAGUCCUUGUAAAAAACGCCAUAUUUUAGGUAUACGUAAGUCCAUGGUUUCGGACAGGCAGCGCCAUCUGGUGAAGUCCAUAGUUUUAGAUCGAAGUCCAUAUUUUAGUAGUCCAUUUUGGACUGUCCAAGUCCAUAGUUUAGUAACCCCGUCCCAAAUUCAAUAUCGAAUGGAAAUUUUAAAAACGACUCCCAUGGAAGGCGUAAAAUGAAGAGGAAGAAGCUUUUCUACGUUCUCAAGUCUGUUGAUUGCGAGACACAUGAUCAAUUUGGAAGAUCCAUCGCGGAGCCAUUUGUAGCUCAAUUUGCCCGCCGACUUGCCGUUUGAGUUCUUCUACAGAGAUUAAACUAUUUUGUACGGCGCCAACAAAUAGGGAAAUACGCAAAUCAGAGUCAAUAAAUCUCGCCGCAUCUCGAUCGUGAGCUCAUCCAAUCUUCUAAUUUCGGUUUUUUCCAGCUUUUGGAUUGUCAUUUCUGUUUCAAAUCCUGGAGCAAUAACGUCGUACCCACAACAGCCACAGAAAGAAUAUUCUUCCAAGUAGAUAGGCCUAUUCAAAGUAGAGCCCCUAUUGGUGAAUAUUUAUGGAAUCAUUUAAUUUAAGGGAAGAAAGAGCCGCAAAGAGCUUUUAUCACAUCAAGUCAUUUAGCCUACAAGGGUACCAAGACUGUGAACUGUGAAUGGGAUCAAUUUCACUUUCCAUUCAGGAAAAUCAGAAAUCAUAUCUUACAGUCCUAAUCUUGUCUUAAUCAUUGAUGGCUCGUCAUCUCAGCUGAAACGAGAGAAAAUGUGGCUUAAUGACAUACUCAUUUCUCAUACACCAAAGACCCUUUUUCUAGUAAUUUUAGAAGAUAGUGACUGCAGUAAAAAUCAAUGGCUUAUUCCCUAUUUAUCUUCUAACGAUGGAUAGAUUGACGCAGUAUUUAUAGUGCGGGAUAGAUUAAUAACAGAUGAAAGCGAAACCUUUCAAUGGCCUCUCGGAGUAGCAACGUAAUAUAUUUAAUCUUAAUCGAACGAUUUAUUCUUGUAGUUUAAUCCAUUUUUAACUCAGGCACCGAGACUUCCCCUUAUUCUUUCCCGACGAAAUCGACAUUGGACAUCCUGUCACAAAGACCUUUUGUCUGCAAUUUUUUCGGUACCGCCAAUACUAAAGGAGCUGAUAUUCUUCGAUUAUUGAAGGAACUGAAUCUCGAUGAGAGUCUGUGCUAUUU
Messenger RNA from Daphnia pulex (common water flea), 3338 nucleotides. RefSeq lists its product as uncharacterized. The record is from RefSeq and is a predicted model, not a curated record. The transcript has 3 exons. Bases 286 to 813 code for a protein of 175 amino acids. Lineage: Eukaryota; Metazoa; Arthropoda; Branchiopoda; Diplostraca; Daphniidae.